AUGGGAAAUGUGGCACCCUACUUUGGUGGCAGAGGCAUUGUUUGCCAUCGCCAACAUCUUCAGCUCCUUGCGCCUCAUCUGCCUUUCACUGCCAACUCCCAUCUGGGCCCUUUACAGAUUUCACUGGGCCGCAUGCUUCUGGACAUCCUGAAAUUCCUCUUCAUCUACUGUCUUGUGCUGUUAGCCUUUGCCAAUGGUCUCAAUCAGCUCUACUUUUACUAUGACACAGAUGAGGUUGUUGAAACGCUGCAGUCGUUAUUUUGGUCUAUAUUUGGCCUGAUUUCUCUCUGGACCAAUGUGAAACCAGAACAUAAAUUCACAGAAUUUGUGGGCAGCACCAUGUUUGGUACUUAUAAUAUCAUCUCCCUGGUAGUGCUUCUAAACAUGCUAAUUGCGAUGAUGAACAACUCCUACCAGCACAUUGCUGAUCAUGCAGAUAUAGAGUGGAAAUUUGCAAGAACAAAAUUAUGGAUGAGUUAUUUUGAAGAAGGAGGAACGUUGCCAUCUCCAUUCAAUAAACCUAGUCCAAAGUCUGUUUAUUAUCUAAUUGGAUGGGUUAAGAGACAUUUGUUUCGGAGACCAAGCAUAAAAAGACUUGCCUUUGGAACUUUGGGGAGACGUGCCGCUGAAAAUGUGAGAUUAAACCAUGAGUAUCAGGAGGUUUUGAGGAACCUUGUGAAGCGGUAUGUGGCUGCAAUGAUCAGAGAUGCCAAGACAGAAGAAGGGCUGACAGAAGAAAAUUUCAAGGAGCUUAAGCAGGAUAUCUCCAGCUUCCGCUAUGAAGUUCUGGGAAUGAUGAAGAAUAAACCUCAUGGUGGAGCCAGUAAGAUUGCAAGCUCUACCUUGGCUUACCCUGGAAACUCAUUCAAAUAUUCUCCCAAAUUCCCUAUUGAUGAAUCUCAACAAAAUAUGAACAUGUUUGAUGUAAUCGCCACCACCACUACCCUGCAGAGUGGAGCUGCCAACACCACUAGCUCUGUUUGCUCUGGUAGUCUAGCCAAUGGUUCAGUUGUUUUGUCCAUAUCAGGAAAGACUCAGAACGAGCUAUCCAAAGAAGUUUCAAAUGCUGAAUGCCUUCAGAGACAAAUUAAACUCCCCUCUCAGAAGCAUGAUGAAAGAUAUUCAUUGUCAGAAGAAGGUAUUUCAGAAUCAGGUGGACAGAGCCAAGAACAACUACAUAUUGUGGAAGUCUUACAGAAAGUGGAGGAAAUUCAGACGAUUAAACAUUCUUGCAAAGAACGUGCUAAGAAAGUGAAAAAUGGACCUAAAAAAUAUAAAAAUUAAUCUGUCAGCAAGUGAAAAAUGUAAAUCAUGUCAUAGCAACAUUUUCCAUUUUAAUUUUUAAAUGGUCAUUUAUUCAUUUACCAGUCAGUCUGGUUUAUUGUAAUAAGGUUACUCAUGUUAAACAGUACUGUGGUUAAAUAGCAUAUUCAAUUUAAAUAAUUAUGCAUCCUGUCAUGUGUAUAAUGGCUCAAUAAUGUUAUGUUUUGUUUUGCUUGUUUUUUGUUACAUUACAUGCAUACUACAGAAAUAUUUAGCAAAUAUUGACCUCAGUGCUGACUUCACACUCAGGAAAUUGUGGAAAAGGUUUGUAAUUCAUGAUAUACCUUUAGCAGCGAAGUCCUGAUACCCUGCUGCUUAUGUUCACAAAAACUUGUUUUUUCUGUACUUUGCAGAAAUAAUGUAGCUUAAUGUUCCAUAGAAGAAACACUAGUCCUAAUAUGCUGACAGUGCCCAUCUAAUUUUUUCUAAACUUAGUUAUACAAGAAUAAAUAAUCAAUACAAUUACCACUAACUAUAAACACAUACAUUGCAUUCAAAAUCUGUUGCAUUUUUAUAUUUCAUUCAUGUUAUUAUCUAGUUAAUUAAUGAGCAAUGCAGCACCGAGCUAAUUCAGAGAUCAGAGGCAGCUUCACUUUUACUCCUUUACCUCCCUAACAUGCUUAGGGUAUAAAGGACAGUUUUACUCUUGAUUUUGUUAUUGGAGCAGAAGAGGCAAUGUAAACUGGUUCGGUUUUGUUGCAGGAUUUACUCCUUAACCAUGUGCUUUUAUAUCAGCUGCUAUAACUUGCAAGCACCAGGACCUUCUAGAAAUAUGUUACAACUGUGCAGCUUAGAAACUUGUGAUUUUACUCUGUGAUGAAAUAAAAGUGGAAACUAAAAGUG
This is a messenger RNA of Acanthochromis polyacanthus (spiny chromis), 2166 nucleotides long. RefSeq names its product transient receptor potential cation channel, subfamily C, member 4b (gene trpc4b). Lineage: Eukaryota; Metazoa; Chordata; Actinopteri; Pomacentridae. Gene Ontology annotation, molecular function: store-operated calcium channel activity; inositol 1,4,5 trisphosphate binding. Gene Ontology annotation, biological process: calcium ion transmembrane transport; manganese ion transport; regulation of cytosolic calcium ion concentration. Gene Ontology annotation, cellular component: cation channel complex; membrane. The record is from RefSeq and is a predicted model, not a curated record.